This is a messenger RNA of Hibiscus syriacus, 934 nucleotides long. RefSeq names its product ethylene-responsive transcription factor ABR1-like. Lineage: Eukaryota; Viridiplantae; Streptophyta; Magnoliopsida; Malvales; Malvaceae. The record is from RefSeq and is a predicted model, not a curated record. The transcript has 2 exons. Gene Ontology annotation, molecular function: DNA binding; DNA-binding transcription factor activity. Bases 8 to 934 code for a protein of 308 amino acids. Gene Ontology annotation, biological process: ethylene-activated signaling pathway; regulation of DNA-templated transcription.
GUCGAUAAUGGCAGAGGAGGAGCCGAUAACGAUGAGAGGAGACGGGGCGUGUUCGUCUUUUUCGUUGCUGUCAGAGGCUAGAAGGGAAAGGGAGAUGUUAGCUAUGGUUUCGGCUCUGACUCAUGUCGUAGCCGGCGAUGUCAGUGGUAAGGAGCUGCCGGAAGAUAAUGAAAACCAGGGUGGGUUUGGUUCAAGUGACAAUUCUACUUCUUCUUGGAGUUUUGGUGGGAAAAAGAGAGGAAGGAAAGAAAAAGAAAGUGGAGGUGGCGGUGACGGUGAUGGUGAUGGUGGAGGAGGGAUGACAGUAAACUCUACCGGUGUACGAGGAAUAGAUGCACAAACCACAGCACAACUCCUUCCGGCAUACGAAUACAAAAGCAUGGUUAAGUACAAAGAAGAGGGGAGAAGUAGGUAUAGGGGAGUGAGAAAGAGGCCAUGGGGCAAAUGGGCAGCCGAAAUAAGGGACCCUUAUAAGGCGGCUAGGGUUUGGUUAGGCACCUUCGACACCGCCGAGGCGGCCGCCAUGGCCUACGAUGAAGCAGCCCUUCGUUUCAGAGGCAACAAAGCCAAGCUCAACUUCCCUGAAAACGUCAAACUCAGAUCACCUCCUUCCGAACUAACGACGACCCAGUUUUCCGUUUCCGAUUCUCCCGACACCCUUUUGUCCAUUCCAACGGCCGUGGAGCCAAUCGUUCACUCUCAAUCAGAUAGCCUGGUCCUAAACCCUCCAGUUCCAUGGGGAUAUCUUGAUUAUUCUCGUCCCGGCAGUGGUUACCUUGGAAGACAAAUAGUUUCAACUUCAGUAGGUUACAAUGCACAAUCUUCUUCGUCUUCGUAUCCUCCUGUUUUACCGAUUCAAGGUGGUGGUUUUGGAUAUGUUUCGAUGCAAUCUUCGUCGUCGUAUUCUAGGCAUCCUACAACCAAUUCUAAAUAG